Seminavis robusta is the source of this 1017-nucleotide messenger RNA. The record is from the annotation of a GenBank genome assembly. Lineage: Eukaryota; Bacillariophyta; Bacillariophyceae; Naviculales; Naviculaceae.
AUGACAGGCAAUCGAGACUCGUCGUCUACGCAACCACAACAGAUUUGCCUCGUUUCAUCUACUACACCCCUUUCCGAACAACAAGAGGCACAUGUCCAACGCUUGCUUUGUCAAACAAUCUUUGCUCCAAAAACAAACCUGGAACUGGAUCUCUCUAUUCCCCCAAUCUCACCGAAUUCACCACCAGAUGCCACACCCUACAUUUAUGCUUUGCUAAGAUCACUCCUGCAAGAUCCAUACCUGAUUCAGUUCCCUUGCACCUUGGCCAUUCUACAUCCAACAAAUCCCAAACAUCAUCAACAACAACAAACAGAAUGUCCUUUGAAACCGCAUCCAACCCUGGGGUGCAUAAUAUUGACUGUACUCGAGGAUCUUUUUCUGGUGCUACAUCAGCUCCUUGUCCGCACACGUUCGGAGCGAGGCGACAACAACAAUCAUCAUCAUCUGUUUGAUCAACAUGUAUUGCAGCCUCUGCGGGUGUCUCUGCUCGCACAACUACUAGGGAAUGGAGGCUCCUUAUUGGAGGAUCUCACCAUGAACCGUACGGUGGAUGUCCUGCCAAGGUUGCAUCAUCGUCGUCAAACCAAUGCAACCGACGACGAGACAAUCUGGCGACAACGAUGGAUCUUGGAACCCAUACUGACUCGGGCCGCUUUGUCGGAAUGGCAGUUCAUUACGGAGCGGUCGCCAUAUCCCAGUACAGUCGCAACCACAACACACGAGUUGAGACACCAAAUCCGCAAGGAUACCAUCCAGUAUGGCUUGGGAUUUGUAUUGCAGCUGGGACGGAUGCUUCAGAUGGAACCGAAACAAUUGGCCCUACUUGAGUGGGUCGUCGAAAGUUGUUGCUGGACUGAUGAUUCUGGAGCAACAUCAAAGCAGGAAGAACCAAUCUCGGCAAUUCCCCUAGAGGAUUGGGGGAUCAAAACGAUGCAAGAUUUGAAUGAUUUUCUGGCUCGCUCUGCUGCGUUUGGGAGGCACAGUGUGUCAGUUCCUGCGCCGCUGUCUCGACUGUAA